AAAAGCGCAUCGUCCCUCACGCAGCCUGUUUUCUCCCUGCCUGUCCCUGCGAGUGGAAGGCAGCGCACUUCACUUUGCUCCGUCUGCUGCUCUGACUGGAAGCACCUGUCAAAAUGGUGAACUUCACAGUGGAUCAAAUUCGUGCCAUCAUGGACAAGAAGUCCAACAUCCGCAACAUGUCAGUAAUCGCGCAUGUGGACCAUGGCAAGUCCACCCUGACUGACUCGCUAGUGUCCAAAGCUGGUAUCAUCGCUUCAGCACGGGCUGGAGAGACCCGCUUCACAGACACUCGCAAAGAUGAGCAGGAGCGCUGCAUCACCAUCAAAUCCACGGCGAUCUCUAUGUACUAUGAGCUGAGUGAUAAUGACCUGGCCUUCAUUAAGCAGAGUAAAGAUGGCUCAGGAUUUCUCAUCAACCUGAUCGACUCACCUGGACAUGUGGACUUCUCCUCAGAGGUUACGGCUGCUCUGCGGGUCACUGACGGAGCACUUGUGGUGGUGGACUGUGUGUCCGGGGUGUGCGUGCAGACGGAGACGGUGCUCAGGCAGGCUAUAGCGGAGCGUAUUAAGCCCGUUCUCAUGAUGAAUAAGAUGGACCGGGCACUACUGGAGCUGCAGCUGGAGCCUGAGGAGCUCUAUCAGACCUUCCAGCGCAUCGUAGAGAAUGUCAAUGUCAUCAUCUCCACAUAUGGAGAGGAUGAAGGUGGACCCAUGGGAAACAUCAUGAUUGACCCAGUGGUGGGUACAGUAGGGUUUGGUUCUGGUCUGCAUGGCUGGGCCUUCUCUCUGAAGCAGUUUGCUGAGAUGUACGUGGCGAAGUUCGCUGCAAAAGGUGAAGCUCAGCUGGGGCCUGUAGAACGCUGCAAGAAAGUGGAUGACAUGAUGAAGAAACUGUGGGGGGACAGGUAUUUUGAUCCAGCUAUUGGAAAAUUCAGUAAGACUGCUACUGGUCCUGAUGGGAAGAAAUUACCACGCACUUUUGCCCAGCUCAUCCUCGACCCCAUUUUUAAAGUGUUUGAUGCCAUCAUGAACUUUAAGAAGGAGGAGACAGCUAAGCUGAUAGAGAAGCUAGACAUUAAGCUGGAUCAGGAAGACCGGGAUAAGGAGGGGAAGCCUUUGUUGAAAGCUGUGAUGCGCCGCUGGCUGCCUGCUGGAGAGGCUCUGCUCCAGAUGAUCACCAUCCACCUGCCCUCACCAGUCACUGCUCAGAGAUACCGCUGUGAGCUGCUAUACGAGGGGCCCGGUGACGACGAGGCUGCCAUGGGAAUUAAAAACUGUGACCCUAAAGCUCCUCUGAUGAUGUACAUCUCUAAGAUGGUGCCCACCUCUGAUAAAGGCCGAUUUUACGCGUUCGGCCGUGUCUUCUCUGGCUGUGUGUCCACUGGGCAGAGAGUACGAAUCAUGGGACCAAACUUCACUCCAGGAAAGAAAGAAGACCUCUAUAUCAAACCUAUCCAGAGGACCAUCCUGAUGAUGGGGCGUUAUGUAGAGCCCAUCGAGGACGUGCCAUGCGGGAACAUUGUAGGCCUGGUGGGUGUGGACCAGUUCCUGGUUAAAACAGGGACCAUCACUACAUAUGAACAGGCGCACAACAUGCGUGUGAUGAAGUUCAGUGUGAGCCCUGUGGUACGUGUGGCAGUGGAGGCCAAAAACCCAGCUGACCUGCCCAAACUGGUGGAGGGACUGAAGCGCCUGGCCAAGUCUGACCCCAUGGUGCAGUGCAUCAUUGAGGAGUCAGGAGAGCACAUUGUCGCCGGAGCUGGAGAACUGCACCUGGAGAUCUGUCUAAAGGACCUGGAGGAGGACCAUGCCUGCAUUCCACUAAAAAAAUCGGACCCGGUUGUGUCCUACAGAGAGACAGUGAGUGAGGAGUCAGAUCAGAUGUGUCUGUCCAAAUCUCCAAACAAGCACAACCGUCUGUACAUGAAGGCCCGGCCUUUCCCUGACGGCCUGGCCGAGGACAUAGAGAAGGGGGAGGUGACGGCCAGGCAGGAGCUGAAGGCCCGCGCCCGUUACCUAGCCGACAAGUACGAAUGGGAAGUUACAGAGGCUCGCAAAAUCUGGUGCUUUGGGCCAGACGGGACUGGACCCAGCAUCCUGGUGGAUGUAACCAAGGGUGUCCAGUACCUCAAUGAGAUCAAAGACAGUGUGGUGGCUGGCUUCCAGUGGGCCACCAAGGAGGGAGCACUGUGUGAGGAGAACAUGCGUGCUAUCCGCUUCGACAUUCAUGACGUGACGUUGCACGCCGAUGCCAUCCACCGUGGUGGGGGUCAGAUCAUUCCCACUGCCCGCAGGGUGCUGUAUGCCUGCCAGCUGACCGCUGAGCCCAGGCUCAUGGAGCCAAUCUACCUGGUGGAGAUCCAGUGCCCAGAGCAGGUGGUGGGGGGUAUCUAUGGUGUGCUGAACAGGAAGAGAGGUCAUGUGUUUGAGGAGUCUCAGGUCAUGGGGACGCCCAUGUUUGUCGUCAAAGCCUACAUGCCUGUCAACGAGUCCUUUGGCUUCACAGCUGACCUUCGCUCCAACACAGGUGGUCAGGCCUUUCCUCAGUGUGUGUUUGACCACUGGCAGGUUCUCCCAGGUGACCCCAAAGACCCCACUUCUAAGCCUUUCCAGAUUGUUGCUGAGACACGCAAACGCAAAGGCCUGAAAGAGGGAAUCCCCCAGCUCGACAACUUCCUGGACAAGUUAUAAAGGACAGCGAAUACACCUUACUUCUUUAAUCUCACCACCCCCUCUGUACCACCACCCACAACCACUCUUCCACCUCUCUCUCUCUUUAUUCCUCUUUUUCAUUCCUCCCUUGCACUGCACACUCCUCCCUUCCUCCCCUUCCACCUAAGUGUAGCAGUAAGGGCAGGCUGUAUAUAGCACUAAAGCACCAUGACACAUUUCCACAAUGGAAACAUGUACUGUGACAUAUUAAGAAGCUUAAAGUGGUUUAAAAAGCUUGUAAAUCUUCUUAAACUAUAAAUAAAAACAUUAUGAUCACUA
Messenger RNA from Colossoma macropomum (tambaqui), 2990 nucleotides. It is a transcript of the gene eef2b, whose product is annotated as eukaryotic translation elongation factor 2b. Gene Ontology annotation, biological process: translational elongation. Gene Ontology annotation, molecular function: ribosome binding; GTPase activity; GTP binding. The record is from RefSeq and is a predicted model, not a curated record. NCBI's taxonomy places the organism in Eukaryota, Metazoa, Chordata, Actinopteri, Characiformes, Serrasalmidae. Gene Ontology annotation, cellular component: ribonucleoprotein complex; cytosol.